This is a messenger RNA of Pteropus alecto (black flying fox), 532 nucleotides long. It is a transcript of the gene NHLRC4, whose product is annotated as NHL repeat containing 4. The transcript has a single exon. Gene Ontology annotation, molecular function: protein binding. Lineage: Eukaryota; Metazoa; Chordata; Mammalia; Chiroptera; Pteropodidae. The record is from RefSeq and is a predicted model, not a curated record. Bases 161 to 532 code for a protein of 123 amino acids.
UCGAGCCCCCCAAGGCUGCUGGGUGACAGUGGGCACCUUCCUGGCCCCCUGCGGGCUGGCUGUGGACGCACUUGGCCGCUUCCUGGUGACGGACUAUGUGUCUGGGGCUGUACACAGCUUCACAUUGGGCCCCACCCUAGAGCAACUGGCCCCAGCCUCCAUGCUAGGUCUAGAAGGCCCCUGCUGGGUGGGUCUGGGGCCCAAUGGAGGCUUUGCAGUGAGUGAAGAGUUUGGGGAUGUGCGGCUCUUCGGCAGUGCCCGCCAGCCCCUGGGUUCCCUAGGCGGCCUGAAUGGGCAUGCCUUUGGCAGCCCCGCAGGUGUAUGCACUGAUGCAGAAGGUAGUGUUAUUGUGGCAGAUGAACAGCGACGCCAGGUGAUCUUGUUCCCCCGGGCUGAAUCACCCAUUUGCUUGGUGUCCAAGGGGCUCAGGCGGCCCUUAGGUGUGGCCUGUGUGCCCCAGGGCCAGUUUGUGGUUGCGGAUGCAGGGGACAGCUACAUCAAGGUGUACCAGUACCACUCAGAGCUGGCCUGA